AUGACCCCUUCUAUUGAGCCUGUUAUAGUAUCUGUAGCUUUAUGCGUCUUCAUAAUCAAGGGCGGCGUGUUGGGCAUUGGUGCGGCUAUAGCUAGAAUCAUUGCUAAGUUUAAGCAGAUCAAGGAUGAACUUGAAGCCAUUAACCCCUAUACAAAAGUCUUUACAGAAUAUGUCGACGUCUCUAGCUCUUCUUCCUCGGGAGCUAUUCAUGGAUGCCUUAAUGCGGCUGGCGUUGCCCAGGUCAUGAGCGAUCCUUCUUCUAUAGAACUAAUGAUCCUCCAAGAGAGAGAUGAAGGCAUCGAGAGAGUUAUAAAUGUAAACUACAAAGGCGUUGUUUAUUGCACGCGAAGUUACCCAAGUAUCGUCAAUAUUGCGAGCCUUGCGAGCCUGAUGCAUAUUCCUGGCGGUUAUAUAUGCAGUACCAGCAAGGCAGCAUCUACAGGAAUCCGCCUCAACGCUGUUUCUCCCGGCAACAUUUUGACGCUGAUAACACGGAAGUUUGUCCCAGCUGAUGCGGAUACCGACCUUAUGGCUAAAAACGCCGCUGCGGCAGGCUUGUCCUCUCUUGAUCUUUAUGACGUGGUGAGAACUAUUGUGUGGUUAUUGAGCGAGGCUUCUAUUUAUGUUAAUGGAAUAAACUUAGCUGUUGGGACUAUUGUACUAUAG
Molecule: messenger RNA, 666 nt
Organism: Fusarium redolens
Lineage: Eukaryota; Fungi; Ascomycota; Sordariomycetes; Hypocreales; Nectriaceae
Exons: 6
Coding region: 1-666 (221 amino acids)
Source: RefSeq, a predicted model, not a curated record